UUUACACAUAAACGAUUCAUAUAGGCAAAAAGUGUACAACUAAAUUGGGCGAUUAAAUUUCACUCUACCAUGUUUGCAAGUGCUCCAAACUAUUCUAAGCUGAAGACGAAUCUCCGUCUGGCGCUCAAUCGACUAAAGCUGCUCGAGAAGAAAAAAACGGAACUGGCUCAGAAGGCUCGCAAGGAAAUCGCAGAUUAUCUGGUGGCCGGAAAACCCGAGCGUGCCAGAAUCCGGGUAGAGCACAUCAUCCGCGAGGACUACUUGGUGGAGGCCAUGGAGAUUGUGGAGAUGUACUGUGAUUUGAUACUGGCGCGGUUUGGCCUGGUGACGCAGAUGAAGGAGCUGGACGAAGGCAUUGAGGAGGCGGUGAGCAGCAUCAUCUGGGUGGCACCACGAUUGCAGGCGGAUGUGCAGGAGUUGAAGCUCUGUUCCGACAUAUUCACGCUGAAGUACGGCAAACAGUACGCGGAGCAGGUACGAGCCGCCAUACCUCCACACAAGAUAUCGGAUAAGCUGAUGCAUAAGCUGGCCAUACAAGCCCCACCGAAGCUGCUGGUGGAGAAGUAUCUGAUUGAGAUUGCAAAAAUUUUCAACGUCGACUACGAACCGGAUCCGCUCGUGAUGAAGGAUGAUCGAUCCAACGUGAUGGAUGGAGAGGACAGUGUGUUGAUCGAUCUGGCAGAUAAGAACAACCUUGACGGUUCUUCGUCGGGUGGCGCAGGUGCAUCUGGUGGAAAUGGUCAAAACAGAGGCGGUGGCAGUGGUGGUGGCGGCGGAGGAGCAGUAGCCUCAUCGUCAAAUGUAGGAUUUGUAGCGUAUCCUCCACCAAUUCCACAGCUCCCCGUAGUUCCACCGACGGUUCCGUUCCAGUAUCCGGCUGGCCCGAGUGGACAACAUUUUGGUGGAGCAUCAGCUCCUCCACCGUUCAACUACAACAUACCGCCCAACUCAUCGGAGAAGGAAGAGAUCAAGGAUUUGAAUAUCAAUGCUAACUUUAUCAACGAAGAAAAGGGAGCAAGCGAUGCAUCUGGACCUCCGCCCUCAUAUUCGUCCCUCAGUCCGGAUGACAACAUGCAGAACUCAACCAAACCCAAACCUCAGCCACGGUCAAAGUUUUCGCCGGAACUAAACUUUCCCCCAUUACCAAACGUGCCAAUGGAUCUGCCAGAAGUACCGGAUGGUGACGAGAACAAGAACGAUAACGAUGAGAUUGAUUUCGACGAUUUGUCCCGUCGGUUUGAGGAGCUGAAGCGGAAGAAGUGAAUUCUUGUACGUGCAGAUUCUGCUCAUCCGUGUACAUGCGUUUUAUAGCUUUAUCGUUCGAUCGAAUCGGCAGGGCCACACAUAUAUAUGUUAUUCUUGAAACUUCACUGUAACGAAGUUACUGCGCCGUUGUACGUAAGGAUGUAUAAUUUUAUUUGUAUUGUUUUCUCUUCUUUGUACUAAUGAAUUGUGCAAGCAACGGCAAUGAUGUAUUGAUAAUAAGCUUAAAUAAAACCAUCAGUAAGAUG
This is a messenger RNA of Anopheles moucheti, 1511 nucleotides long. RefSeq names its product IST1 homolog (gene Ist1). Lineage: Eukaryota; Metazoa; Arthropoda; Insecta; Diptera; Culicidae. The coding region runs from base 70 to 1263 and encodes 397 amino acids. The record is from RefSeq and is a predicted model, not a curated record. Gene Ontology annotation, biological process: protein transport. The transcript is spliced from 3 exons.